This is a messenger RNA of Cadophora gregata, 516 nucleotides long. RefSeq lists its product as uncharacterized. Lineage: Eukaryota; Fungi; Ascomycota; Leotiomycetes; Helotiales; Ploettnerulaceae. The transcript is spliced from 2 exons. Bases 1 to 516 code for a protein of 171 amino acids. The record is from RefSeq and is a predicted model, not a curated record.
AUGGCGGAACCUAAGGCACUCGAAUCGUCUCUGAACAAACUGUCCAUAAAUCCCCAUCCGUCUAAGCCCUCGAGCUCCUUCAAGAAAAAGCCGCCCGUUUCGGAGUCCUGGGACGACGAAGAACUCGACGACUCGGGAAAUGAUACGGAUCGACCCCUCUCCCAACAGCAAUCUGCAGAUUACCCCUCUGCCCCGCCGCCUACCCCGAUCUCCCCAUCUACAUCAUUUGCCCGCGAUACUACAUUUGUGAACCCGUACGGAUACGGUGGCAUUGAUGGGGUGGCCGAAGCAAGAAGUGAACGACCCAGUUCGAGGCCAGAGAAGACUGAUGCGGUUGCAAAGAGGAUGAUCGCUGGUGCUUUGGGUGUGAAGGCUCCGAAGAAGACCGAGGAGCAGAAAGCCUAUGACAAAGCCAUAAAGGAGAAAGAGAUGAAACGGCGGAAUCAGGAGAAAGAAGCCGCUGUGAGAGCGAAAGAAGAUGCCGAACGAGCAAAGGCUGCUGUCUGGGAUGACUAG